Messenger RNA from Hemicordylus capensis (graceful crag lizard), 956 nucleotides. It is a transcript of the gene CCDC195, whose product is annotated as coiled-coil domain containing 195. The record is from RefSeq and is a predicted model, not a curated record. NCBI's taxonomy places the organism in Eukaryota, Metazoa, Chordata, Lepidosauria, Squamata, Cordylidae. Bases 2 to 661 code for a protein of 219 amino acids. The transcript has 3 exons.
AAUGGAGGGAAACCAACAGCUGCUGCAAGUCAUCCAUGAUAUGCGCUCGGAGAUCAUCAAGCUAGAGAGAGAGAACAGAGCUCUCCGUGGGGAACUUAAAUUCAGCGGGCAGAAGGGAGCCAAGCGAGAGGAGGCAACAGGAGAAGACCCUAGAAGAGAUGAAACCAGGAGCCUUUCUGACUCUGGGGAAGAGGCUGCUGGCAACCCAGUGGCUCUACGCAGAAAUGUCUCUGCUGGCUCCACUCUAAUGCUACAGGAGCAAAAAGGUAACAUUAUGACUGUCAGACGUUAUUCCAUCUCUUCAUCGGUGCCUUCACUUUCUGGCAACAAACAUCAUAAAACUGACAAGAGGAAUCCAUUCAAGGGAGCUCUUGAAGUUAAGGGAAUAAUGAAACAACCAGCAUUUCCCACAGAUAUGCAACUAUCCAACAAAGAAGAAAAAGGGUUUACGAAAAUGCCAGGUGAUUGCCUCUCCAACAAUACAUCGAAUAAAAGGAGAUCUUUCCAAGACCAUGUUUACAAAUGCAGGGGUAAAGUAAAGGCUGUCAGCUUCCUGUUACCAGUGGACAUCUCGCCUUAUUCUGAAAAUCAAGGUUCUUUCACAUGCCCACAAAAUCAGAACACAAAACAGUUAAGCACCAUCAUUGAAAAGGACAUGUGAGCUAGUGAAUUUUUAAAGGGUCCAUCAGUCGACUUCUGAGAUAAGCAAGCCUUAAGCGAUAGCCCUGUGUCGGAUUACAUUUCUGCAAAGUGUUUUGGCAGAAUGCCCUCCGAGAAUCACCUGGACAGCAUCUGAGGUCACUGGCCAACUGUUCAGCAAGGAAAUAAAACCCAUGAAAGAGACUGUCAAAGGCCUAGGCAGUGAGUGUUGAAACACAGGAGUAACAAAUACAUCUCCAUUGUAUAUUUUUCUAAGCUCUAUGGUUUAUUGCAAGGACUGCAUUAAAUGGCAUUUA